Messenger RNA from Solenopsis invicta (red fire ant), 3105 nucleotides. RefSeq names its product presenilin-1 (gene Psn). Gene Ontology annotation, cellular component: ciliary rootlet; growth cone; membrane raft. The record is from RefSeq and is a predicted model, not a curated record. Gene Ontology annotation, molecular function: aspartic endopeptidase activity, intramembrane cleaving. Bases 636 to 2111 code for a protein of 491 amino acids. NCBI's taxonomy places the organism in Eukaryota, Metazoa, Arthropoda, Insecta, Hymenoptera, Formicidae. The transcript is spliced from 8 exons. Gene Ontology annotation, biological process: amyloid precursor protein catabolic process; membrane protein ectodomain proteolysis; amyloid-beta metabolic process.
AAGAGUCGGUCGCGACCACGCCACGCGCUCAACGCCGAGGCCUCCUGCCACUGCGUCGGAGCGGUCGGAGAGUUAUUCGUCUCUCUUUCUCUCUCCUCGUCAGCUCGCCAAUGUUUUGUCACAUCGAAAACCAAACCCGUUUAGCGCACGCAGAGGUCACGGUCGUGCAGGAGAAGCAAUGGGCGCCGGCAACAAUGAACAGCGAUGAACGACAAGCACCGGUCGAGAACCGAACGGCGGCAAACUAAUGGACGAUUCACACUCCCACGAGCACGACAUUCGAUACCCGCGGAGCUGGAGAUCCUGCAAGGCAAAAUCUGGCCAUGCACACAAAGAUGGCGGCCGCACGGUGAAUCAGUGAGGAGAGAGAGAGAGAGAGAGCAAGAGAAAGAGGUUGUAAACGGUUGUCAACAAGUAGAAAGAUUUAAUACUCGCGGAAGACGGACGAUUUAGGAUGAUCAGAGAAACGAGGGAGUUGAAUCGAACGUAAGUCGCGUAUCUUCUCUCUCUCCUUUUUAUGUGUAAGUGUGUCGCGUGGAGACAAAGCGCCGAGAGUGUUGGAAGUAGCACGGAGCCAUCCGUUGUGAGUAACGAGCCUUCCUCUAUCCGCUCGUCCGAAGAACAGAUUUUGAUGAAUGUCUGAGAGUGACUACGAUUCAGCGAACGAGUACACAAGCCUGAUGGACGGUCACGUCGCGGAAUCUCGCACGGAUGACCUGAUCCUGGGCAGCGAUCGUCGUAAAAGCCGUUCCAGAGGUGCCAAUGAAGAGGUGGAGAAUGGGUUACCCGAAGUGCAAAUUGAGGUGCCAGGCACAGCGGUCGCCCGAUCGAACAGACGUGGCGCGUCCGGUAGCAAUAAUCAAAAUAGACUGAGGCACUACAGAGAUGAGGAGGAAGAGGAACUCAAAUACGGUGCGGCGCAUGUGAUCAAACUUUUCGUCCCUGUUUCACUGUGCAUGCUGGUUGUGGUGGCCACUAUUAGCUCAGUCCAUUUCUACACGACCAAGGGAAUGUACUUAGUGUACACUCCAUUUCAUGAGGACAGCUCUGACACGAGUACCAAAGUCUGGCAGGCGUUCGCCAACUCGCUGAUUCUCAUGAGCGUUAUUGUGUUUAUGACUGUGAUACUUAUCAUUCUCUACAAAUACAGAUUUUACAAAGUCAUACAUGGUUGGUUAAUUAUAAGCUCUCUACUGUUGCUCUCAAUGUUCUCUGUUCUAUAUUGCGAGCAAGUAUUGAAAGCUUAUAACAUUCCAAUGGAUCUAUUCACGUUAGGUAUAGGUUUAUGGAAUUUUGGUGUAGUUGGAAUGAUUUGUAUACACUGGCAAGGGCCAUUGCAGCUUCAACAGGCAUAUCUGAUCUUCAUUUCUGCUUUGAUGGCGCUUGUUUUCAUUAAAUAUUUACCCGAAUGGACGGCGUGGGUUGUGCUCGGCGUUAUAAGCAUUUGGGACUUGAUUGCGGUUUUAACACCGAACGGUCCGCUAAGGAUACUCGUUGAAACGGCGCAGGAACGAAACGAAUCUAUUUUCCCUGCUCUAAUAUAUUCUUCCACCAUAUUAUACUCGUUUACUGUGACUUAUGCUGGAUAUGUACAAGCAGCUACAAUGGCGUCUGGCGACACUCCAGCGUCUCCUACGCGUGGCCAACCGGACGAUCAAAAUAAUCAGGCAUCAGGCGAUGCGGAGGGAGGUUUUACUCCAGAAUGGAUAGAGACGCAUGAGGAACGUGGCACGAGGCGUGCCCAAGAGGUGCGCGAGAAUUCGUCUGCAUUGAGGGAAAACACGAGACAGCAGGACAAUCGUCCACGAGAGUCACAAGGACAAGCCGCGGUUGAGGAAGAACGUGGAGUUAAACUAGGUCUCGGAGAUUUUAUAUUUUAUAGCGUGCUCGUCGGAAAGGCGUCCAGCUAUGGAGACUGGAACACCACGUUGGCUUGCUUUGUUGCUAUUCUUAUUGGCCUCUGUUUAACACUGCUGUUGCUGGCCAUAUUCAAGAAAGCGCUACCCGCGUUGCCGAUUUCUAUCACGUUCGGUUUGACGUUUUAUUUUGCCACGAGAGUGAUUGUCGCGCCGUUUGCUGAUAGUUUAGCGAGUGAACAAGUGUUCAUUUAAAUCGAGGUAUGAAAAAAUCAUCCUAUUAUUUAAUAUAAUAAUUUAUUGCAAAAAUCGAAUACAUCGAAGGGACGAUGCUCAUUUGUUUAGCUAUUUGAUGUCUGUUGUAACUACCAUUAAUUUCCCUAUUUCUCGAAUUGGUUUCUCUUUUAAAUACCACAUGAUUUAUGUGAAUUUUCUGAACUAAACAAAUCAAGAAAAAUAUACUUUUAUGUCUGUUGCUAUCAAUAUAAAUUAACUUUAAUCUUGGUUUAACUUAUUAUUUUUUUUUAAUUCCUGGAACUAGAAAAAGAUAACGAAUAAGUUAUAAACUAAGAUUAAAGUUAAUUUAAGAUAAUUGGUAAUUGAUUGAUAGACAUGGACAUUAGACAUUUAUCAGAGAAUUAUAUAUCAAGUAUGUAUUACAUAUGUGUACAUAUACAUAUAUACGUCGCAAAAUGCUCAGAAAAGAGAAAUAAUAAUUUAAAUUUCUAAUAGCAGGAUAGAAUAGAGAAUGAUAGAGGAUGUAAUUAUUUAGUAUUUUUCUAUGCAAAGUGAAUUUACGAAAAUACGCCUGGUUGGCGAAAGAUGCCAGGCGGUUUACAUUUCAUCGCGGCGAUAUGUGAUACACAAGCAAAGGGAAAAAAAAUGCGCUGUAUUAUAACAAUUUAUUGUACUCCAUUGUUACACUUAUGGAACAUAUAGGUCUCGUAGAUUUGUGUAUAAAAAAAGCGGAUAACGACGUGGGAUGAUUGUGAUGAUGAUCGUAUGAAACGCGAGGUAAUGUCCGUUCGAAUAAGUAAUAACUGCCUCGUUAUACACAUCUCGAUUAGUAUUCGCGAUACACACCUUCUAAACGGUGUUGUCGCUUCAGAGUGUCAAGUGUCUCGUUAUCACUAAUUAUUAAUUAUUAGCCAGGAUAAAUCUGUGGGGUUCUUUCGAAUCCAGGUUACACACAGCCAUGGAAUAAAUACCUUUUUUUUUAUCGUACUACCGAAAAGCAUAUUUAUCGUAC